This is a messenger RNA of Acanthosepion pharaonis, 1032 nucleotides long. Lineage: Eukaryota; Metazoa; Mollusca; Cephalopoda; Sepiida; Sepiidae. The record is from the annotation of a GenBank genome assembly.
AUGAAAUCAUUCUCUAUCAUAUUAAAACUCCUUCUUUUUUUAUUCAUUCCUCCUUUCUUUCUUUCUUUCUUUCAUUCUUUGCUUCCUUUCUUCAUUCAUUCAUUCAUUCCUUCUUUCUUUUUUCAUUCUUUUUCUUUAUUUCUUUAUUUAUUUAUUUCUUUUUUCUUUUUCUUUCCUUCUUUCUUUCCUUCUUUCUUUCUUUUUCUUUCCUUCUGUCUUUCUUUCUUCAUUAAUUCAUUCUUUCUUUCAUUCAUUUUUCCUUCUUUAUUUCAUUCAUUCAUCCAUUUUUCAUUCAUUCUUUCAUUCUUCCUUUCAUUUUUUCUUCUUUCUUUCUUUAUUUCAUUCAUUAUUUCUUUCAUCCAUUCUUUUUUCUUUCUUUCUUCAUUCCUUCUUUCGUUCAUUCAUUUUCUUUCUUUCUUUCUUUCAUUCAUUGUUUCUUUCUUUCAUUCUUUUUUCAUUCAUUAUUUCUUUCCUUCUUUCAUUGUUUCUUUCUUUCAUUGUUUCUUUCAUUCAUUCUUUCUUUCGUUGCUUCUUUCUUUCAUUCACUCAUUUAUUCAUUCAUUCAUUCUUUCUAAAAUUUCUUUUUCUUUCUUUCUUUCUUUCUUUCUUUCUUUCUUUCUUUCUUUCUUUCUUUCUUUCUUUCACUUCAUACGACAGAUUACCUUUUGUUUCCCUCUCCCUUCACUUUAUAAGCUUCCCUUUUUAUGCUUCAUCUCUUCCACAUCUCUCUCUCUCUGUCUUAAAUGCUUGUUUUCUUUCUUCUCUCUCUUUCCCCUCUUGUGCUCAAUGGGUUGGUUUUGUCCCCCAUUUAUUUCAUACUUCAUUUCACCUGAAAAUCCGAUAAAAAACCAAAAAAAAACUUCAAAUUGGUUACGCUUUUUUCCCACGACUUACAAACGAAUGCCCGUCUCUCUCUAUUCUGUUAAUCGACACCACAACAUUAUAAUUACAUUUUUAUUUUUUCUAAUAUUUUUUAUCUAUCUAUCUAUCUAUCUAUCUAUCUAUCUAUCUAUCUAUCUCCGUAUAUAUUAG